Messenger RNA from Ascochyta rabiei, 909 nucleotides. RefSeq lists its product as uncharacterized. The transcript has 7 exons. NCBI's taxonomy places the organism in Eukaryota, Fungi, Ascomycota, Dothideomycetes, Pleosporales, Didymellaceae. The record is from RefSeq and is a predicted model, not a curated record. The coding region runs from base 1 to 909 and encodes 302 amino acids. Gene Ontology annotation, biological process: transmembrane transport.
AUGUCUUCCCCCGAUGCGAAGCCCCUGCCUUUCGUCUACCAGUUUGCGGCUGGUGCCGUGGCUGGUGUGUCAGAAAUCUUGAUCAUGUACCCGCUGGACGUCGUCAAAACCAGGAUACAGCUUCAGACCGGAAAGGCCACGGGUGAGGAUGCCUACAAUGGUAUGCUGGACUGCUUCCGCAAAAUCGUGAAGAAUGAAGGCGCCUCGAGGCUGUACCGCGGAAUCAGUGCGCCUAUUCUUAUGGAGGCACCGAAGAGGGCCACGAAAUUCGCCGCAAACGACUCGUGGGGUACCUUCUACCGCAACCUAUUUGGCCAGGCCAAGAUGAACCAGUCUCUCUCCAUUCUCACCGGUGCGACAGCCGGUGCGACCGAGGCCUUUGUUGUCGUUCCCUUCGAGCUCGUCAAGAUCCGUCUCCAGGACAAGGCCCAGGCGCACAAGUACAACGGCAUGGUGGACUGUGUCACCAAGAUCGUCAAGCAGGAGGGCCCUCUCACCCUCUACCAGGGCCUCGAGUCGACCAUGUGGCGCCACAUUCUCUGGAACGCUGGGUACUUUGGCUGCAUCUUCCAGGUUCGCGCUCUCCUGCCCGCAGCAAAAGACAAGAAGGGCCAGAUCACCAACGACCUGCUGUCUGGUGCCGUGGGUGGUACUGUCGGCACCAUCCUGAACACUCCCAUGGACGUUGUCAAAUCGCGCAUUCAAAACUCAUCAAAGGUCGUAGGCACAGUGCCCAAAUACAACUGGGCAUUUCCCGCUCUCGGCACAGUUUUCCGCGAAGAGGGUUUCGGUGCCCUCUACAAGGGCUUCACACCCAAGGUGCUGAGAUUGGGCCCAGGUGGUGGUAUUCUGCUCGUUGUCUUCACUGGCGUCAUGGACUUCUUCCGCAGCAUGCGCGAGGGAAAGUAG